AUGGAAGGGGAGAUCUCAGAUAUGGAACUUCAUGUGGCCACAAAUUUGGUAGAGGUGGAACCUCUCCUAACUGACGCGGAUCUCAUUCAGGCAGAGGUGGACAUCAGCCCAAUUGGGGCGAGGCACAGUCAGGAAAAGAAGGUUCUUUCUUAUACAUCUAGACAACUAAAGAUUCAUGAGAAGAACUACCCUACCCAUGAUUUGGAGGCCGCAGUGGAAAACGUGGUAGCACAUGCCUUGAGUAGGAAGUCAGUGAGUAUGGGCAAUUUGGCUAGAUUGAUCGCUUUGGAGCAUCCCUUAGCCAUAGAGGUUCCAACUCUGGCUAACAUUUUUGUGAGGCUCGACAUUUCAUAUUGGAGUAGAGUGUUGGCUUGUGUUGAGGCGAGAUCAUCGCUUCUGGAUCAGAUUAAGCCAAAGCAAUUUGAAGAUGCAGGGUUGUGCAAGAUUCAUGAUAAGGUCCUGAGUGGUGAGGCUAAGGAGGCCAUGAUUGAUAGUGAGAGCGUCUUGAGGAUCAAGGGACGUGUUUUCAUUCCUCGUGUUGAUGAUUUGAUUAGGACUAUACCUUGA
Lycium barbarum (goji berry) is the source of this 567-nucleotide messenger RNA. RefSeq lists its product as uncharacterized. The transcript is spliced from 3 exons. The record is from RefSeq and is a predicted model, not a curated record. Lineage: Eukaryota; Viridiplantae; Streptophyta; Magnoliopsida; Solanales; Solanaceae. Bases 1 to 567 code for a protein of 188 amino acids.